Molecule: messenger RNA, 705 nt
Organism: Acanthosepion pharaonis
Lineage: Eukaryota; Metazoa; Mollusca; Cephalopoda; Sepiida; Sepiidae
Source: the annotation of a GenBank genome assembly
AUGUCACUACUUCUGUAUAUACAUAUGUCUCUUGUUAUAUUUAUUUUCCUUCUGAUUUUCUUUUACCUCUCUCUCUCUCACUCACUCUCCUCAGUUACGCACACUCACUCUAUUUUAGCUUUCUUUCACAUUUCUUCUUAUACUUUCUUUAUCUACUUUUUCGUUAACCUUUCUUCCCUCCUCUCUCUCCCUUUCCCCAACUGUCUUUCUCUUUCUCUCUCCAUACUCACCCUCAAAACUUGUCUUUCCCAUCUAUUUUUUGUCGUCUUAUUUUUUUGUUGCUUCUCUUUUCUCUUUUUUGUUUACACUCUCAUUAUUUUUCUUUCCUUUCUUCCAUUCCUUUUAUUCUUUACUAUUAUUACUAAUUUCACACUUCUUUUUAUUCUUUUUCUUUCAUCCUCUCUCAGUAACUUCCCUUCUCUCUCAAUAACUUCCCUUUUCGUUUCUCUUGUCUUUCUGCUUCUACCUUACUUCCUUCAUCCAUCUCUCUUCCUUUCUCUUCUUUCUGUUUAUUUUUUCCAUCUAUUUAUUUAUUGUUUUUUUUUUUUUGUUUGUUUGUUUGUUUGUCACAGACAUCACCCCAAGAAUAUUCUUUUCCUUCUGCCAAUAGUUGGAGAUGCUACCUCUUAUUGUGAUGCCCUUGCACGCAUCGUGUCACUCACAGCUGAAACCUCAAUUGUCCCCUCCUUCUCAACUAUCUAUUAG